CAGCUUCCGGGACAAGCCGCCCGCGCUGCUUCCAGCUGCACAGACCCAGGCAGGGAGCGGGAGAGAUUCGGGCGGGCGGCGAGCAACGGCGCCAUGGAGAUGGAAGGCGCAGAUGGGGCUGCUGUCCCCCCCAGCUUGGCCGAUCGCUCGCGUCGAAGCAGCAUCUCCUCCACGUGUGCCCGAUCGGUGGAUGUCCUGGUAUAUCUGAUCGAUGACACUAUGGUGCAGCUGAGCGUGGACAGUCUGAUGUCUGUCACUGUUCAUGAGCUACAUCGCAUCGUCCGGGACGCCCUGCAGCUUCCUGAGUGUGCCAUGGACGUCUUUGCCCUGUGGCUCAUCUCUCCCUUGCUUGAGGUGCAGCUGAAGCCGAAGCACCAGCCGUACAAGGUGUGCCGCCAGUGGCAGGAGCUGCUCUUGCGCUUCACUGAUUGCCAGGAGGAUGAGAUCAUGCAGGAUGAGCCUUCCCUGCAGUUCAGAAGGAACGUGUUUUUCCCGAAGAGAAGGGAGCUGCAGAUCGAAAAUGAGGCUGUCCUCCGGCUGCUCUACGAAGAGGCUAAGUUCAACAUCCUGGAGGGACGCUACCCGUGUGAUAUGGAGGACUGCGAGCAGCUGGGGGCCCUGGUCUGCAGGCUGCAACUGGGUCCCUACGACCAGGACCAGCAUACGGCCUGUGCCUUGAAGGAGAAGCUGGAGGCCUUCCUGCCCGCUCACCUGUGCCGGCGGGGGCACAGCCUGCUGACGGCGCUGUGGAAGCGGGGGGCCAAGCAGCCAGCCUACGAGCAGGGGCUGCUCCAGGCCUACCAAGCAGUGCGGGAGGAGGCAGCCUGCGAGGAGCCUGAGGCUCUGCGCCAGCACUACUGGGUCUAUCUGCAGAGGUGCCACCAGCUGCCAUACUAUGGGUGUGUGUCUCUCUCCAGCUGCGCUUUCUUCUAUGGGGAGAUUGACAAGCCAGCCCAGGGCUUCCUCCACCGGGGAGGGCGCAAGGCAGUGUCGGUCGCCAUCAGCCUGGAGGGUGUGUACGUCAUAGAUAGCAAGGAGAAGCACGUCUUGCUGGGCCUGCGGUUCCAGGAGCUCUCGUGGGACCACACGUACCCCGAUGAGGAGGAAGAGCACAUCCUCUGGCUGGAGUUUGAUGGGGAAAACGAAGGGAUCCUGGUCAACAAGCUGCUGAAGAUUUACUCCAAGCAGGCAGAGCUGAUGAGCGGCCUUAUCGAGUACUGUCUGGAGCUGAAUGCAGCAGCCGAGGCAUCGGCCCUGGAGAACAGCACCCUCCAGAGCCCCACGCUGCCACCUCUGGCCAGCAAGCAGCGCCCCAAGCUGCGACGGCAGAACAGUGUGGUCUGCAGCCGCAUCCAGCACCUCGCCACCAUAGACUACAUUGAGGAUGGUAAAGAGAUAAAGCGUGUGAAACCCAAGCGGACAGCCUCCUUCUUCACCCGCCAGUUCUCGCAUGGCGCUACCUCCUACUCAGCUGUGCAGGCUCCAGCGGAGAGCCUGGAGCAGGGCUGAGUGCCGUCUUCGCCGGUGCACAGGGAGCAAUGGACCGAUCCAUCUAGGGGCAUGCCCUGUGCCCAGCACACUGGCUCUCCUCCUAGUGCCUCUCUAAGUUAUUCUGUGUUAAUUUAUACCAGUGGGAUCCCAGCUUGCUGCAUCGAAAGUCUCUCUUCUGCAGCCAUUCCAGCCUGAGCCCUCAGGUGCCUGGGCUCCUCUGGUUAUGUUGCUUUGAGUGUUCUCUGCAGCUGGGCAGUGACACCCCCUCCGUCCCCUGGGUGGUGGAAGCCUCCCGGUGUGGUUCUACUGUAUGUGUGCUGGCACGCCGCUGCUGAUUUCAAUUGGCACCGAUGUAAAAGAGGGGAAAAGCAGCCAUGUCACCUGGCCAAGCCAGUAUUGCUCUGAGAUCAUCUCUUCCCUCCCUCCCGGCGCUCCUAGACCUCUGAUUGCUGCCCUGAUGGUGAGCGCGCUCUGCAUCGUUCCUACCCCAGAGCUCUGAGCCUCUCUCCCUGGGGUGAAGUGUCCCGUCAGCACAGACUUCACAGAGUGCAGGGCCAGAACCUGCCUGCAUGUGCCCAUCAGUUCAGCACAUCAGGGUCCUGCGGCACCUCGCUUGUCCUGAGUGGGGAACUCUCCUGUCUCAGAAUGUCACCUCCCUUGAGGGGAGGGAUUCAUCUGGUCUCCCGCGCAGGGCGGGAAGGGCUGCGCGGCGUUGGUUCAUUCCACAUCUGAUAGAAUAUUGAGGCAUCUUGGCUAUAUCCCCUGGUGGGUUGUUCCAUUUUCCAACCUGUGUGGGAGUCAGAUGGGGAAGCGGUGAUCGUGAUUCUGACAUAACCCUGCCUGCGUUUCUGGGUGAACUGACUGCGUAGCAGCUUUAAGACCUUUUUGCGAUUCAGCUGGGGGAGUCUGAUUUCAAAGCUGGCCUUGCCUCUGGUCCAUGGCUAAUUCAGUCCAGGAGAGGUAGGCACCAGGUGUUCAGUGAAGUGAAGUGGGGAAGAUUGCUUUGCUGCCAACGCUUCACUGAGAAACAACCCUCCUGGGCCUAUCAGCUCAGGACAUCUCACCAGCCCUAAAAAUCCCUUCCUGGCUCCUGCAUCUACUUCCUGCCCCAGGAACUCAGCCCGCUUUUUGCAGGGGUUUGUAUGUAUCGCCCUUUCUGUUGAUGGGAUAUUUUUUUCGAUGGCUGGACAAGUGAGUUGCUGGUGCAGGAAAUGGGUGACUCCCCCACAUGAAGCCUUGUUCAGCCGUGAAUGAGACACGCUGGGGUAUUAACACAAAGGAUCAGUAAUUGACUGCAACAGAUUUCCUUGCUGGACGUGCAGCUGUUGGAAGGAACAAGCUCCUUGCCUUUCUGAGACCGCUGGUUAGUCUAUUUCAAGUUGGGUGUGGUGACAUAUGCCAGGGAUCCACACUGCUUUGCCCUAUCCAUUCAGUACACAGAGGCUGUUUUGAACAGCUCAGUCUGUGUCUGUGGUUUGGACUUGAGCCAAAGGGGUUUAGAUACACCAGCCCUGUUAACUUUAACAAGAGCUGUGCAUCUAAAUCUCUUGCUUCAUUUUUGAAAAUCUUAGCCUUAAAACCCCAGCACUGUACACUUUCCUGUGGGUGCUUUAUUUCCCUAAUGGGGAAGAGCUCUAGUGGGUGCUUAUUAAAUGACUGUGCUGCUUGUUAACCUCCCUCUCCCUUUUUAAAUCUGCACUGUGCAAUCUAGGGUAGGUGGAGACAACCUUUUAAUAUGGAAAAAACCCUUUCAGGGUGGGAUGUUUAAAGGGACAGAGGGGAUUUAGUCUCUGAACCCCUGUUGAAUUUCACUGGGAAUUGGGUGCUGAUUGGAAACCUUAGCCUUGCUUACUGCAGUGCUGUUUGGAGAGUGGGAAGCAAGCUGAGAAUGUGAAAGUGGAAUAUGUCAAUUUCCCCAUCUGGACAAACCCUUGGUGGCUGGCAGUGGUUUUGUGUGUGUGGGCAAUCUGAGGAAGGAGGGACAUCACCCAGGGGUAUUGAGAAUCUUUAAGCCAUACAGACCUGCCAGCCACACACCUCAGCUGCACAAGCACAGCACAUGCUGCUGUGCUCUCCAGUCUCCAUCAUGCACGUCACCUUGGAAAUCUCUCUCCUACAGCAGUGAGGGUUUUCUAGGGAUUGUACCACGACAGUUUGCUUGUUGCCUUCUCAGCACACCCCACCAGGGAACCAGAUGUUACUGCUCGUGGACUGAGCCUGGAUGGCAGUUCAUUCCCCUGCGCUGCCUAGAGAGGGUAAAUGGCCAUAAGCUAUAGAUCUAAACUGCUUAUCCCUUGUUAGUGGCACUUGUGCCAAAAAAGCUGUGCCUUCUUCCCCUGGGGAUUGGCAGCUGAGCCCAUGGUGCAUUCGGGAUGAGGCUGGCAUUUUGAGCUCAGUGUCUUAGAUUUCCAAAGGGUUUCAGGCACCAACUCCCAUUGAAUUUCAGUAGGAUUCUCUUCACUUCUUUGGGGAGAAGCACUAGUCCCCAUCUGUUGGUUUUGAGCACUUGUCGGUGCCAAUCCAGCAUCCAAACUGAUCAGCAAUCAGACUGCUUGGAGGGCGGGACUGUCACUGCCUAAGGGGUUGAAGUGUUCAUCUCAAGUUUCCCUUGGGAAUUUCCAAGUGGUCUUGUCCUCGUUCCUUCGGGCCCUCCUGGCAUUGCAGCGUUGCUAAGCGCUGAUAUUGCUGAUGCAGAGGCAGCAGGAGUGGGAGGCAUAAGCAGACUUUCCUCUGGGGCAGAGUUUGUUCAUGGAUCGUAAGGUAGAAAGAUAGAGUUUUUCCGUGUGUUACCAAGUGGCUUGGCUACUUUCAGAACCUGUUUGACAGCAAAAGUGUAAGGGGCGGGGGGCGGGGGGGGAAAGAUUCAGUUUAGGGAAGG
Molecule: messenger RNA, 4369 nt
Organism: Chelonoidis abingdonii (Abingdon island giant tortoise)
Lineage: Eukaryota; Metazoa; Chordata; Testudines; Testudinidae
Gene: FRMD8
Product: FERM domain containing 8
Biological process (GO): negative regulation of canonical Wnt signaling pathway
Cellular component (GO): cytoskeleton; plasma membrane
Source: RefSeq, a predicted model, not a curated record